Cotesia congregata is the source of this 480-nucleotide messenger RNA. Lineage: Eukaryota; Metazoa; Arthropoda; Insecta; Hymenoptera; Braconidae. The record is from the annotation of a GenBank genome assembly.
AUGGUAAACAUGUUACACCAAAGAAGUACGGUAUACAAGCAAAAAAUGAAAAUAAUUGAAGAGAAAGAUUUAAAUACAAAGAGAGACACGGGAGAAACCAGUCUUUUCGCGAUUCGCGAAUAUAAGAAAGAAAAAAAAUCGAGUGGGGAAGCUGAAGAAGUGGACGAGAGAUUGGUAGCAGCUAAGAAGGUUACCGGUGUCUACAUUACGAUCAAAACCGGUUUUAUGAUCCAAACUGGAACAAGAGACGAAAGACAAGAGUUCAAGCAAAGCAAUCCUGUUUAUCUGCUUGUAUGGCCCUGGAGUUUUUGUUGUCGUUGCUUAAAACCAGUUUGCAGAAAAAGAUUCAGCGGGCGCCAGCAGCGUUUCGCGCGCGCGGGAGACUUUUGUGGUCCUAUCCUGAACUGCUGGCGAAGAGACCAAGCAAUUCAAUCUAUAGUAUGGUGUGUGUGUGUGUUGUGCUCCUGGGGAACAGAAUGA